This is a messenger RNA of Meyerozyma guilliermondii ATCC 6260, 1125 nucleotides long. RefSeq names its product Sgt2p (gene SGT2). The transcript has a single exon. The record is from RefSeq and is a predicted model, not a curated record. Gene Ontology annotation, molecular function: molecular adaptor activity; protein binding. Gene Ontology annotation, cellular component: TRC complex; membrane. The coding region runs from base 1 to 1125 and encodes 374 amino acids. Lineage: Eukaryota; Fungi; Ascomycota; Pichiomycetes; Serinales; Debaryomycetaceae. Gene Ontology annotation, biological process: post-translational protein targeting to endoplasmic reticulum membrane.
AUGGGUGUGUGGGUGCAUCACAGGAAGGUUCUCGAAAUCGAGACAGAUCAUAUAGAAGACACCGGCACCUUUCUUGCGCUAAUUAUUAUGACUCUCGACAACAAAGACGUCGCCCUUUCGGUGAUCCAUUUCUUAAAGCAGGCCGUGGCCUCUAAGCAAGUCAGUGAGGACUACUCAGAGUCCAUGGAUGUUGCCAUUGAUUGUAUUGCCGAUGCCUUCGAGGUUAACAAGGAUGAUGAUGCAAAGGUUGUAUCAGAAAAACUUCAAGGAAAGACCUUGCUUGAUAUCUUGAAUGGCAAGCCUGUUGCUGCUACCGAGGAGAAGCUGGAGCUGGCCUCUUCAGCUCCGGUUGUGGAUGCUGAGACCAAAACCAAGGCCGACGCCGCCAAGGUUGAAGGCAAUAGAGCCAUGUCUGCUCGUAAUUUUGACGAAGCAAUUGCCAAGUAUACCGAGGCUAUCAACCUCGAUGGUUCGAAUGUGGUAUACUACUCUAACCGUGCUGCCGCAUACUCGUCCGCAUCUCAACACGAUAAGGCUGUAGCCGAUGCCGAGAAAGCUAUUGCUAUGGAUGCCACGUUCUCCAAGGCAUACUCCCGUCUUGGUUUGGCCAAGUAUGCUUUGGGUGAUGCCAAGGGUGCUAUGGAGUCCUACAAGAAGGGAUUGGACGUAGAAGGCGACAACAAAUCUGAAGCAAUGAAGAAAGGCUACGAGACUGCCAAGCGUCGGGUUGAAGAAGAGUUAGAAAAGAGUAUGGGUGGCAAUGAUUCGGUAGCAAGCAGAGAAGCAGAGCUGAGUAGCGCUAGUGGAGCUGGUGCUGGAGCUGGUGCUGGAGCUGGAGCUGGUGGAAUGCCUGAUUUCUCCAGUAUGUUCGGUGGUCAAGGUGGAGGAAUGCCAUCGCUUUCCGAUAUGUUGAGCAACCCACAAAUGAUGCAGGCUGCUCAGGAAAUGAUGUCGAAUCCACAAGCUUUGCAAGGUUUGAUGAGCAAUCCUGCUGUUCGCAAUAUGGCCCAGAAUAUGGGAAUUGACCCCAGCAACAUGCCUGACAUUUCGUCUAUAAUGAACAACCCAAUGCUUCAAAACAUGUUUGGUGGUCAAGGCAACAGAGACGGACAGGGCAGUGAGUGA